CUGGAGGAGGAGGGGAGUGUGUUCACAGCAGUUGCUCUUUCUUUUUAUAAAAUAAGAAAAGAAGACAUCCAGUUUCUUAGGGCCUUUUUUCUUUUGCAAAUAUAAACUCUGGAAUCUCCUGUCGUUUGGCUUUUACCUGCUGUGAAGAAUGGAAAGUUGGAAGCUAGAGGGGGAGGGGAUUGAAGGAGUCCUUAAAAAUAUUAAAAGUUGUUGUGGAGCAGUUUUCUAGUAUAAUUGUGGGCGGAAUGUUGGCACUUCAAAAUCGGACAGAAUAUUAAUCUAGGACAGCAGAUGUGUAUAUAUGACAUAUAGGCCCCAGUUUGAACUCAGGAUUUCUUACCAAUUUCUGGGAUCCUGGUCCACAUGUAAAACAGCCUUAGAAAAUGUAAUUGAACAGGUUGUAAUUGUAAUGGCUUGUAUGUACUUUUGGUUGCUCUGCAAGCUUAAGGCUGAGGGACACAGUUCCAAUACGGAAUAAUAGAUGGUUAUUAUAUGCCAGCAGUGGGAAAAUAUUCAUUUUAUUACUGUUCGGUGACGUGGAGAGAAAGUAUAAAUUAAAGAUGGCUCUGGCAAAGUGCAUUGCCCAGUGAGUUUUAAAGUGAAAUGGGCAGGAACAAAACACAACACCUUGCCAUAGAUAUUCUGGAGCAUGAUCAGUUUUCCAUAAAACUUUGGACAGAGCUGGUGUGGAAAAUGUCCUGGUGGAGUUUCUGAUGCUUACAUGUACUUCCUCAUUUUUUGUUGCUUGUGUAAAGGAAGUUGUAACUGAUUUAUAUAAGCUCUGAACAGUUUUCGUUUUAUGUAGAUCUGGGUGGCGGGAAGAAAAGUUAUGUGGGCUUGUGUGCUGACUUUCAUGAUCUGCCAUAAGAAAUACAUGAGAUUAUCACCGAGCACGUGUACCAUCUUCCUGUGACUGGAGGCCUCUUACAGGAAAUCUUCCACCCAUCAAUGCACUGCCAAUGGUGAUACUAUAAACUGGAGCAAUCCUGGACUCAGUGACAGCAGGAGCUUACCUGCCCAGAAACAGAGCAGCAGUCCUGCAAAAGCUAGCUCAACAGCUCCAGAUGGAACAGUACACCUCUGUGAGAAAGGUGGUGUAAUACCAAGGGCUGCACUGCUGCCACAUCACAGUUUUGUGGGGUUUCAGAGUGGUUCUGGGUUAUAUCCUUCGUUGUGACCUCAUGGUUUAAGCGGGCAUAAAGAUGAGUAUAAGCAGUGAUGAGGUUAACUUCCUCGUAUAUAGAUACUUGCAAGAGUCUGGGUUUUCUCAUUCAGCAUUUACCUUUGGUAUUGAGAGCCAUAUCAGCCAGUCUAACAUCAACGGUGCUCUGGUGCCCCCAGCUGCAUUGAUAUCCAUCAUCCAGAAGGGUUUGCAGUAUGUAGAGGCAGAAGUCAGUAUUAAUGAGGAUGGUACUUUGUUUGAUGGUAGGCCAAUAGAGUCCCUCUCGCUGAUAGACGCCGUAAUGCCAGAUGUGGUACAGACAAGACAGCAGGCUUAUAGAGACAAGCUUGCUCAGCAACAGGCGGCCGCUGCAGCAGCAGCAGCUCCAACAAACCAACAAGGGUCUGCAAAAAAUGGCGAUAACAAUACUGCGAAUGGAGAAGAAAAUGGCGCCCACACAAUAGCAAAUAAUCAUACAGAUAUGAUGGAAGUGGAUGGUGAUGUCGAAAUCCCUCCUAACAAAGCAGUGGUGCUGCGUGGCCAUGAAUCGGAAGUAUUCAUCUGUGCCUGGAACCCUGUUAGUGAUCUCCUGGCCUCAGGAUCUGGAGAUUCAACGGCAAGAAUAUGGAACCUUAGUGAAAACAGUACCAGUGGAUCCACACAGUUGGUCCUUCGACACUGUAUACGAGAAGGGGGGCAAGAUGUACCCAGCAACAAGGAUGUGACGUCCCUGGAUUGGAAUAGCGAUGGUACCCUUCUAGCAACAGGGUCAUACGAUGGAUUUGCAAGGAUAUGGACUAAAGAUGGUAAUCUCUCCAGCACGUUAGGGCAACAUAAAGGUCCCAUAUUUGCAUUAAAGUGGAACAAGAAAGGCAACUUCAUUUUAAGUGCAGGCGUGGACAAGACCACAAUUAUUUGGGAUGCACAUACUGGAGAAGCCAAACAGCAGUUUCCUUUCCAUUCUGCACCAGCACUAGAUGUUGACUGGCAAAGCAACAACACAUUUGCCUCCUGUAGCACAGAUAUGUGUAUUCACGUCUGUAAGUUAGGCCAAGAUAAACCCAUCAAAACCUUCCAGGGCCACACAAAUGAAGUAAAUGCAAUCAAAUGGGAUCCCACUGGUAAUCUUCUGGCAUCUUGUUCUGAUGACAUGACUUUAAAGAUCUGGAGUAUGAAACAAGAUAGUUGUGUCCACGAUCUACAAGCGCACAACAAAGAAAUUUAUACUAUCAAAUGGAGUCCUACAGGGCCAGGAACAAACAACCCAAAUGCCAGUCUUAUGUUAGCAAGUGCAUCCUUUGAUUCUACAGUCAGGUUAUGGGAUGUAGACAGAGGAAUCUGUAUCCACACCUUGACGAAGCAUCAAGAACCUGUGUACAGUGUAGCUUUCAGUCCCGAUGGCAGGUACCUGGCCAGUGGCUCUUUCGACAAAUGUGUACACAUCUGGAAUACACAGACGGGUGCUCUAGUGCAUAGUUACCGGGGAACAGGAGGCAUUUUUGAGGUUUGCUGGAACGCAGCAGGAGACAAAGUUGGAGCGAGUGCUUCAGAUGGUUCAGUUUGCGUACUAGACCUACGGAAAUAGCGCUACUAGUUGGAAGCCAUGGACCGACUAUGAAUGUGUACAUAGCCAAAAUGACUGUCCCCUUGACCCAUGUACUGCUAUAGUCCCAAUGGAACCAUGGCCAGUCCACUACAGCCAAACCCGAAAGAAUUAUAUACAUAUACUGUAUAUUAAAAAGCAAAAACAAACGAUUACACCCUGAAGAUGACAGAGUUUUGUCACAGCUUGUGAAGCCUGUUCACCAAGUGCUGGGAUCUGCCGUGCCCCCCCAAAAAAAUAUGUAAGCAUUUUGGAAAUGGGAAAAAAUAAACAAGACAAGAGCGAACGAGAGUGAAAGAGAGAAACCUAACUGUGUGCAUGCAGCCCAUUGAGUGUACCAAAUUAGGGAAAGCACCAUAUGGCUGCUGCUUUUUUUCUUCUCCCUCUUCCCCCACUUUUCACGCUUCUUAAAACAUUGAAAGAUUGGAUUUUCUUCUUCUUCUUUUUGGCUUUCUUUCUCAGUAAGUGAUGAGCAGUUUUUGUGUGCAGGAAAAAUGAGUUUGCAUAACCCGGCAACAGUAGUUUGUCCAUUGCUCCCUCCUGUUUCAUUUUAUUGAUGCGCAAUUCCGGGGUGUGAAUCAGUUUCAUGCUGGUGGUUCUCACUCAGAAUUGGGGAAAACCAUCCUUUUGCAGCAGUUCUUUUGAAAGUGUUAUUUUAAAAGAUGUAGACAUCUGGAAAUGUUGUGGAUAUCUGAUCAGUUGGGAAAGGAGGAAACAAAGCAGAACUUUUUGAAACAUUAAGUUCAACAUUCCUUUAUGUUAAUAAGAUCCAUUAGUUAUGGGUUCACAUGUUGUAGUGGGAGAGGUGGCUUCUUUUGAUAGUGACUGUUCCAAAAUGCAGGCGUUCCUAACGUAAAAUAUUUCUGCCCAGUCUAAAAGGGUAGAAAAAGUUAAGAGCAUGCAGAAGACUGAUGUUUGUGACACAAGCACACAGUGGGGGAUCAGAAUUGUGUCACUUGCCCAACCAGAAGCUUGUGUGUUGUAUUUGUUUCAUAGGGACCCACACAUACACACAGAGCCCAGGGGUGUCUGCCUAAUCUGUACUCUUCAACACAAGAGGUUGCUCUUGUUUGAGAUGGGUUGGUAUGGUCCCAAUCCCCCCUCCCUGUGUGUAUGUUCCAAACUUCAGCCCAGGAGUCCAAUAAACCAAGAAACAGAUCCUCUUUUUCUUUGAAACUGUAGUCAUGGACCAAUUGCAUACUGCUAAGAAGAGGAAUGAAAUAGUGGAGAAAAGGGAUUGGUUCGUGUUUAGAUUCAUCUGGGCGAGUGUUUUUGCUACAACUUCUGUGAGAGUUUUGCCCAUACUUACUCAGAUGUCAAGUGUAACCAAAUUCCAAAUUAAAGUAUUUUUGAUUUUUUUUUUGUUUGUCUUCAUACAAAAACAUCUUUAGCAUCUCUCUGCUGCUGUGUCUGGAAUGAGGCAAGACACUUACUUUCUUAAGGUACUGAUCCACUGGAAACUUUUUCUGUACAAAGCAUGUUGAAAUGGAAAGGAGGAACUCCACCUUGUGGUGGUGCUCAGCAGACAUGGUGCUGGUGAAGUUCCCAGUAAAUUAUGCCCCUUAGUUUUCCAACAAAGGGAAAAGAGAAGACAAAGGACUUAUUUCAAGUUUAUUUAAAUACUGAGUGAUUGAGCUUCCAUAAAAGAAAAUGGUCUUGCACUGAUUUGACCCCCACUGCUCCUGUCUCAUAACUUUUAUAUGUGCAUGUGACAUUACCCUCCCCUUUCCCAAAUUUAAAAUAAACGUAAGCUGCUAUUUGUUUUUAGGGGAAAAAUAUGAUCACUACUAUAGAGUGUCUCUUUGUUCCUAAUAUCAAGUAUCACUUUUCUUUGCGUCACAGCGAGAGGCUUUUCUGACAGUUUGCCUGCUCGCAUGUUUGAUUAAAAGUUAAUGCCUGUUGUGAUACCCUCUUCAUAAAAGUAUAGCAUGAAGGCGAUUCUCUGCCAAUACCAUGAUUAUAUCAUGUUUUAUGCAGUCCCAACCUUUUCUUAAAAAGAAAGAUUGUCAGGGUUUUUAACAUUUCACCAAGUUUUUUACUUCAAUGAAUGAUUUAUACUCGGUAGCUUUGCAAGACCUCAGCGCUAGAUCACCAUUUCAGUCACAGCAACUUGGUAUACAAAUACUAGACGUCCAAUCUGCACGGGUGGUUCUUUCCUUUCCGUGGGCAGAACAGCACAUGGCAUGCCUUUGGCAAUGGCAGCCCCCUACGGAAUUCCCUUUUCACUGCCUGAUCAUGCCUCGCGCAGCUGAAACAGCAGCACGCCGCGCAUUUCCCUGCGCCAUUUCAUCGGCAGGCAGGAAACACAACAUAGUCUAGUUCCACUCAGCAGGACCCUGAGUAAGACCUGGAACUUUAGAGAGCAAAGCGGCAGAGGAAAGGAGAGGUGGGGAGAGGGGCAACAGAAUUUAGCGCUGCCGUUUUCAGCAGCAGCCCCGUUCUCUUCAUCACAGGUAGUUCCAUCCUUUAUAUUUCAUUCUCGGUGGAGCUGAGCCAGAGAAAGCAACUCAUUAGCUUUUUGGUGUCGGUGCUGAUUUCUGCCCUCUCUCCAAGCGUGCACCCCCCUCCCUGGCCUUUUGAAGUCAGCAAAGUGCUGCCAUAAAAGGCUUGGCAAUCAUUUUAGCCUCCCUUUGAUACAGGCACCUCCAUUAUUAUAUGGGUUGACUCUAUAAAGGAAGCCACAGCCUUGAAUUUGCAAGAGCUGAGCAAGGCUAUCCAUGGAUAGGACAUUUUGGAGGGCUUUCACUCAUAGGGUCGCCAAAAGUCAAAGAUGACUUGAGGGCACAUAGCAAUUGUACUGUUACACACAACACUGCAAGAAACCAAAAGGAUUUAUACCCAUUUGGGCAGUCAGUCAUCUAAUACGGCUCUGUACCAGCUGUUUGUAGGGGGUUGGGAAUAAGCUUGAUAUGUUUAGGAGGAUUUCCCUGUGAAUUACAAUACGUAAGAAACUUAAUCUGUUGAGUAUCCGGCACUUGAAAAAUAUUGCUUUCAAUUGCUGGAGGUCCAGGACUGUGGCCGACCUCUGUCAUUAUUAAAAUAAUUUAAAAGAAGUUUUUAAAAUGUAAAAAAAAAAAUAAAAAUAAAAAUCUGUGCAAUAAUUUUAAACUGUGCUCCCAGGAAUAGAGGCAAAUGUGUUUGGGGGUGGGGGGAUUUUUAUUUUGAGUAUAUUUAAACAGCAUUUUCUUUUCCUUUAGCAACGCAAAUGUCAAUUGCACUGAACUUAAAUCUUAAAAAAAGUCAGAGGUGAUUCUUGAUAGUACUUUUGUAUUUUGAUAUGGACAGUCUGUUCGUUUUUUUCAUACAAGCUCUUGAAAGGAUGUUUGGUGGACUUUAAAAAAAGUGUAUAAAAACAAAAGAUGGUGUUGAACUCUUGAAUUUCUCACACGGCUGCAUGAUUCCACAGCAACAUUCACAUUUCUGGUUUUGCAACUGUUUAGCUGUGUUUUGUUGUUGUUCUGCUUUGUUUGUUUUCUUGUUUGAUUUUUAAAAAUUGAUUAUUGCCAUUUAAGUGUGAUAUAGCUGAUUUCCCUUCCUCCCCCUACUUUUGCUCUGAACACAGCUCAAGAUUUUAUUUUUUGGGGCCACGUUCAGCCAGUCUUUCUCUCCUUGAGGCAAGUGGCCCAGAUUCUGUAUUCCAACAGCAGCAGAGGGGAGAGUUACUUACUUGGGCCAAAUACCUGGACUGUAAACAUGGCCCUAGUUCUAUGUACUUAAUCUUACUGAAAUAAUCACUGUUGAGAAUAUGCAAAAAGGGUGCAAGAUCGUAGCCUUUGGCUGCGCUUCAGAAAAUGGCAUUUAUCAGGUAUGUUUGCACUGUGGGCUUUUCCCUCGCCUGUCAACUCCACAGCUUCUGUUCCCUGUCUCGUCCUACAAUGCACACCCCAUUAAAUGACCGUCAACCACCACCCAUCGGUGGGCGUGGCUUCUGCUGCAGAGCACUGGGGCGAGGAAAAGCCCACGUGGUAGUUCCUUGUGUUUGCAGGAAUGGGCUGCGUGAGCUGCCCCAAAUUGCCAGACCGUGUGCUGCUGCCCUUCAUCAGUGUGCCACAGUGCUGCUCCAGGUUUGAACUGCCUUCAGAAAGGGACAUGUGUAGAACAGGGCAGGAACACACCCACACGCCAUUUAGUGGGAUCCGUAAAAACGGCUGGCUCGGUUGCCAUUUUUUGUAUCCAGGAGAGCCAAUGUGGAAAGACUCCUUGGCCUUCGUUACUACCUAAUCCUUCUUCCAAACAUUGAGCGUUGUAAGUGUUUUCCAGCACCUCUCUCAGUCAUGAUCCAUAGCCUGAAAGACAGUCCAGCAUGAGGGAAAGAGCCUCAAAUAUUUGCAGGGAAGAAUGGAUAGGGACGGAAGGGGCAUCCACCCUCCCUCUGUCUGUCCCACCAAUUCUGCCCCCAAGUGCUCACUGAACCACAGACUUGAUCACACUGAGCUCUGACCUGAAUCAUUAGCUGCUUCUGGAGAAAACUGAAUGUCAAAGACACCAUGACCAUAAAAGCUUUGCAAUUCUUCAACAGGGGUUCCAAAUUUCCUUACUUUAAGGCAUUUUCUAGUACCCAUUAAUUUGGCUGGGAGUGUUUGCUUUUCUUAAAAUCGAAAGCUUAGAACAUGGCUUUGGUAUGAAUUGUGUGGAGAAAGAGAGGCAUGUAAAUGCCUGGUCUGCUUCAGCAAAACUAGUACAAUGACAUCAAAGUGGACAGCAAACGGGUGGCGUUUUCAAAAUGCAGGCGCAGGUUUCCUGUGGUUACACUCCUGAGAGCAAGGAGCUGAUGUAACUGCUCAGCCACACAGACUGAUCUCUGCUUCCCUGCAAAUAGCUGAUGUCUCAGCUGAGGGCAUUGAGAUGGAGCCAUCUCAGAACUUUCAACCAGAGUACAACCUAUUUAACCAGUCAGUGAAAAUUGCAAAUUCACAAAGAACCCUAAGCCUUUUUCUGGACAUUGUCUUCCAAAUGGUUGUGCUUAUUUUAGGUGAUUGUGGGGCAGAUGGUAUUAGCAUUUUGCAUCCAAAUAAAACUCAAAUAGGGGUUGAUCUUUUUUAAUGAGGGAGGCAAUGAAAAAGACUCAGUAUUUGUACCAGUUUACUGCUUUUCUACAGUGCUAGGAAGCUUAAGGAGUAAUUGGUAGCUUAAUAUUUCCAUUGAGUUUUGAAACAAGUAUGUGAAAGUUUAGUGAUGUUAGGGAGUUUUGUGUUGGGCAAACUGCUGCUGAUACGGUGGCAGGGGGGAUCAUACACUGCAAAUAAGCAGGAAUUUUGUUGUCUUUGGAAAGAGAAGCUUCUCCCCAUGGGGAGAAAUCCUGCUUUUUAAUUAUUUUCAAAGGGGGAAAAUACAUUGGGCCAAAUUGUAAAGGAGAGAGAUUUCCACAUACUUAGAAACGGCAGGAUGGGUUGAUCAGGAUAUGCAGCGAGGAAAAACCUGCAUUAGCUAAGCAAGGAAAGCAGGGAAAUUGGCCUCCCAGAUCUUGGUUGGGGAAUUGCUUUUAGAAUUGGCAUGAAGGGAGUUCAUGUCAUGCUUUGACAGAAGGAGGCAGCAUUGUGGCACACGGACAUUUGAGCCAUAGGGAGAAUCCACAUAGGUGUCCAAGGGGGUGUGCACUACAUCCGCAACCUCAGGCCACCCCCUUGCCUGCAAUACUCCUCCCUUGCAUUCCAUGAUGGCUUCUAGCUCCAGCCACCAACCCACCCGAAUCUGUACUGACAGUGAUAGCCAUGUUGUGUUGAUUACAGAAAUUGCGCAAUAAUCCUGAAACACAUUGCCUUUAAGGAGUUCUGCUUUUGAUGGCUUCCCGCAUUUCAGGAUCCUUGUACACAAGCAGAACAAUGUCUAGGAAGCUGCGUUCUAAGUAGGCCUCUGGAUUUGGGCAGCAGUAAAGCUUUCAUAUCAAGGCCCUGGACCCUACCUAUUCUAACAAGUGAUGUUUCCCCCAGCUUAUCCUAUAUAUAAACUGCUGUUCAUGUGUCAACCCCAUAAACUGGCACAAAUGCCGCUACCAAUGAUGCAGGUAUGUUCAACUAAACAUUGUGAUAAAGCCUGAAUCCUUUAAUUCCUUACAAGUUCUUAGUGUUGAGGUUAAUAAGAAAGAACAUUUUUUAAUUUUUAUUUUUUUUAAAUUCUCAAAUUUGUGGAUACAUGGGGAAAUCACUCUGUUUUGUUGUUGUUUCUGCUGUGUGCUUUGCGAACUUAUUUUUCAACAGGCUGUGGUAAGCAAGUCAAACACGUAUGAUACAAAAGUAAUCGCUCUUUUCUUUCUCCCCUUCUUCUCUCCUGACUUUGACAUUGUAGUUGUAAAAAGGUUCCAAUUUGGAGUUGCAAAUCUUUUGGGUCCACUUCUGUGAGCCUUCCUAUAGCACUGGAUAAAAAUGUCUACACCAUUUCUUCAGUUAUAUAUCCAGUUAAAUUACAAAUGUUGUACAAGUGUAAACCAGCCCAUGUGACAGGUUUUAUUUUUUAUUUUUAUUACUUGUUCAGAAAGACUUUUUAUUCAGUUUUCAUGAUUUAUUGUCUAAAGAAAACUGAUAUAGAUGUUCUAUACUGUCCUGGACCCAUGUCAAUUACACCUUUUAUGAUGUACUUUGGUUCCACAUUAUGAUGAUUUUGAUCCCCCACCCCCAGAAGCCCUUUCUUAAUCCCAUUCUGGGCACAUUUUCUGUUGCAGUUUUCCCUUUGCAUUGUAUUGCUCUGACAAGUGUAAUUUGAAUCAGAUCUGAAAGAGGUCCAGAAUAAAAUAUAUUUUGAUACGA
Messenger RNA from Varanus komodoensis (Komodo dragon), 9508 nucleotides. It is a transcript of the gene TBL1XR1, whose product is annotated as TBL1X receptor 1. The coding region runs from base 1203 to 2747 and encodes 514 amino acids. NCBI's taxonomy places the organism in Eukaryota, Metazoa, Chordata, Lepidosauria, Squamata, Varanidae. The record is from RefSeq and is a predicted model, not a curated record. Gene Ontology annotation, molecular function: protein binding; transcription corepressor activity. Gene Ontology annotation, cellular component: histone deacetylase complex. Gene Ontology annotation, biological process: regulation of transcription by RNA polymerase II. The transcript has 18 exons.